Molecule: messenger RNA, 1083 nt
Organism: Echinops telfairi (small Madagascar hedgehog)
Lineage: Eukaryota; Metazoa; Chordata; Mammalia; Afrosoricida; Tenrecidae
Gene: ENKD1
Product: enkurin domain containing 1
Exons: 6
Cellular component (GO): cytoplasmic microtubule
Source: RefSeq, a predicted model, not a curated record
CCGCCCCGCGGGCCCCGCAUCGGCCCCGGAGCCCGAGAGAUCCUGGAACGUGGCCGGCGCGGCGUGGGGGCCGCCGUGCUGCUGCAGCUCGGGGCCAUCUCCCUGACCCCGCGGGCCUGCCCGAAGAGGAAGGACCCAAAAGACCAUGAGAAGGAGAACUUGAGGCGCAUCAAGGAGAUACAGAGGCGCUUCCGGGAGCAGGAGCGCAGCCGAGAGCAGGGCCAGCCCAGGCCCCUGAAGGCUCUGUGGCGUUCACCCAAGUAUGACAAGGUGGAGUCCCGGGUCAAGGCCCAGCUGCAGGAUCCUGGCCCUGCUUCUGGGACAGAGGCUGCCCCCUUCCUGAGGGCGCAUUCCCGCUGUGGCCCUGGCCACCCGCCACCCCGUGCCCCUGGUCUCCAGCUCACCCCACCAGACCCCGGUGCUAAGGUCCCGCAGGGUCCAGGCCUAGAUGUGGAUUUCAUCAGCCACAAUGCCCAAGCUGCAAAGAGGGCCCCCCGGAGGCAUUCCCGCUCUCUGCAGGUCCUGACACAGGUGCUGGAGCAGCAACGGCAAGCCCAAGAACACUACAAUACCACGCAGAAAGGCCACGUGCCCCAUUACCUGUUGGAGCGCAAGGAUGAGUGGAGGCGGGAGGCUGAGGCCCGCCAACACAGCCAGCCAGACCCAGCUCUGCCCCCUGGCCACACCCGCAUGCCCGAGAAGCAGCGGCUGGAGACGCUGAGCUCCCUGCUCCAGAGCCAGAGCCAGAUGCUUCGUGAGUUAGUGCGGCUGCCCGCCGGGGCAGACUCCCUGAAGGCUCAGGGCCACCGCGCUGAGCUGGACCGGAAGCUGGUACAAGUAGAGGAAGCCAUCAAGAUCUUCUCCCGCCCCAAGGUCUUCGUGAAGAUGGAUGCCUGAGCCUGGCCCACGGGCGAGGAUCACCACAGGCCUGCAAAGGGCAGGGCAGGGCAGACCAGUUCCAGUGUGGAGGUCUGAGGGUGGAGCAGUAGGUGGGCAGCACCUUGUAGCAAACACUCCCCCAGCCUGGCUGGGAGGGCCAGCCCAGCACUUCAUGCUUCCUCACAAUUAAACGUUUUGUACACA